Messenger RNA from Entamoeba invadens IP1, 1986 nucleotides. Its product is annotated as multidrug resistance protein, putative. Gene Ontology annotation, cellular component: membrane. Gene Ontology annotation, molecular function: ATP binding; ATP hydrolysis activity; ABC-type transporter activity. The record is from RefSeq and is a predicted model, not a curated record. Gene Ontology annotation, biological process: transmembrane transport. The transcript is spliced from 2 exons. The coding region runs from base 1 to 1986 and encodes 661 amino acids. Lineage: Eukaryota; Evosea; Mastigamoebida; Endamoebidae.
AUGGAUAACAUAGAACUUGACAUUCAUAAAGACGAUUCUGAAGACAUUGGUAUUUUAAACACAAAGAAACAUUUUUCUGCUUUACAAGAUGGUGAGAAAGAUGACAUCAAUUUUGACACUGUAAAAACGCCCGAUAUUAAAAUUGAAAGUGGGUCUGAAAACUUCUUCAAAAUGUUUCGUUUUUUUGAAACAAUAGACCAAAUUUUAUUGUUUUGGGGAUUAGUGGGGUCACUUCUUGUUGGGAUAUUAGACCCACUCGUAGUACUAAUUCUAGGAAACGUUUUUGAUGCUUUCAAUGUGACUGGGAGUGGUGGGGUAGAUGUAAAUACCCUUCCACUUACCGAGCAAUAUGCUAUGAAUAGACGUAUCUUUGAUUCAGUUUCAUCUUCUGUCAAUACUUUGGUACUUCGUUUGUUAUUUAUUUCACUAGGAUGUGCUGUUGGUCGAUUAAUAAGUCGAUUUUGUCUGUUCACUGUUUCUGAGCGACAAGGCAUUAAACUUCGUAAGCUGUAUAUGUCGUCUUUGAUACAUCAAGAUGCUGCUUUCUAUGACUUUCACGACUUUGGGAGUCUCACAUCAUCUAUUGCGACAGACGUCCAACUUAUUCAGGAAGGUUUCUCAUACAAACUUGGUCUUUUAAUAGAAGCCUUUGCGAUUCCAAUAACUGGUUUUGUCAUUGGAUUUAUAGAGUGUUGGGACUUGACUUUAGUGAUUCUCUCAUCCCUUCCUUUUGUGGUGUUAAGUACCUCAUUCAUUGGGUUUUCUGCUAAAAAGACGACGGAAAAGAGUCAAGUGUAUGACACCAAAGCAAGUUCCAUAGCCGAGUCGACGCUUGGCAAUAUUCGAACAGUUCAAGCCUUUGGACAAUAUCACAAUUUCUGUGAGAAUUACAAAGAAAACAUAUUCAAAGGACUCAAUUGGUGUAUUUUACGAGGAAAUUGUAUAGGGCUUGGGAUGGGCUUUUUUAUGUUUGUUAAUUUGUGUACUUUUGCACUCGGCCUCUUCUAUGGGACACUUGUGAUCAGUGGAAGAGGUGGUUCCCAUAAUGUAACGACUGGGCAGAUCUUUACUGUGUUUACUGUGGUCAUCAAGGCAACGAUGUCACUCUCAUCAAUUUCAACACCAAUUUCAGCAAUUUCUAUUGCAAGGGUUUCGGCUUUUAAGAUAUUCAAAAUGAUUGAUAGGAAGCCGGAUAUAGACGCAAACAACGUAAAUGGAUUUACCCCGACACAAUGUGACGGGACGAUUAAAUUUGAAGACGUCAAAUUUUCAUAUCCCAGUCGAAAAGAAGUGGACGUGCUGAAAGGAUUUGAACUCGAAAUUAACAAGGGAGAAAUAGUGGCGAUUGUGGGAGCGUCUGGGUGUGGGAAAAGCACUUUAAUUCAGUUGAUCCAACGCAAUUAUGAUGUCACGAAAGGGUCAAUUAAAGUCGAUGGACAAGACGUGAGAGAACUCAAUUUGAAAUGGCUCAGAGAACAAAUUGGGAUUGUUAAACAAGAGCCAAUUUUGUUUGAACUUUCUAUUAAAGAAAACAUCAUUUUGGGUGCAAAAGAGGGCGAUGAAAUUAAUGAGGAAGAAAUAGUGGAAGUAUGUAAGAGGGCUAAUUGCCACGACUUUAUCAGUGGGAUGCCAGAUGGGUAUGACACACUUGUUGGGGAAAGAGGAAGUCAGUUGUCUGGUGGACAAAAGCAGCGAAUUGCAAUUGCACGAGCACUUAUUAGAAACCCAAAAGUACUUCUACUCGACGAGGCGACAAGUGCACUUGACGCCGAGAGCGAAAGUGUCGUGCAAAAUGCACUUGAAAAUGCAGCAAAAGGAAGAACAACAAUUGUUGUUGCUCACAAACUGUCAACUAUCAAAAACGCAGACAAAAUCUGCGUGUUACAAGAUGGACAAAUUGUCGAAUGCGGUAAACACGACGAAUUGAUGACGCUGAAGGGAGUAUAUUACAACUUGGUCAGAAAACAAGUUAUAAAUGAAAUUUAA